This is a messenger RNA of Populus nigra (black poplar), 1660 nucleotides long. RefSeq lists its product as uncharacterized. The transcript has 5 exons. The record is from RefSeq and is a predicted model, not a curated record. Gene Ontology annotation, biological process: Golgi vesicle transport. Gene Ontology annotation, cellular component: membrane. NCBI's taxonomy places the organism in Eukaryota, Viridiplantae, Streptophyta, Magnoliopsida, Malpighiales, Salicaceae. Bases 269 to 1309 code for a protein of 346 amino acids.
CGUUCAGAAAAACACUCUCCUUCGCGGCAGCCUAACCAUUCGAGUACAGAAAUAACCUCGGUCGUCGAUGCAGUUUAUUUGUUAAAAUCCUGUGGCUCCAAUCAAACACAAUUAAAAUCAUUAAAAAAAAGCACCCCCCCCCCCUCUUCUCUCGCAAAUAUUUAGAUUGCUUUGGAUCCGCAUCUUCAUUCAAAUGCUGUGAAGAAGCUUAAUACUCACAGAAUCUACAAGGUAGGGUUUUUUUUUCUUCGAUUAAUUUUUUUUUUUAAUGGCUUCAAGUUUUGAUCGGUGGGAGAAGGAUCCGUUCUUCUCUGCGGCUGAGGAAGUUCAAGAAUCAGCAGACAGGAUGGAAUCAACGUAUAGAACAUGGAUUCAUUCAAAGAAAGAGGAAUCUAGCAUGUGGGAUUCCGAGCAACUAUGUCGGGACCUACAUACUGCGCUAGGCACCACCAAAUGGCAGUUAGAGGAGUUUGCUCGGGCUGUCGGGUCGAGUUAUGUCAAAAGCUCUGUUGAUGAUGCGAGAGACAGGCAUCGUGAUUUUAUUGUCGCGAUCGAAGAUCAUAUAUUAAGAAUAGAAAAUUCGUUAAAGGAAUGUGCCCUUUCAGAGGGCAAGACUUCGUUGCCCUGGGUGCAUUUGGAUGAAGGGGAGUGCAAUGAACUUGCAUUGUUUUUGUCAGGGCCACCAACGACAUCUAGAGAGAAUAUAUCAAAAAAUCAUGUCAUGGAGAGUGGGAUGACACGAGGAGGUGAAGAGUCUACCCCCCAUUCUUCAAAGAACUUGACUAAUUUGGUCAUGUGCUCCUCCUUGGAGCCCAGGGACGAGAAGUUGCAUGGGCAUAGGAGGACGGCUAGUGCUAGUGCUGAUAUUGGUGCGUGGAAAAUUGCUAUAGCUGAAGAUGUUUGCCUGUCUGAUCCUUGUAAUGAGAAGGCCCCCAUCCCGCGACCCCCACGAAAGGUACCUAGUUUGUCUGGAAUCGUAUCUUCUAUGGAAUCUGUUUCUAAAUUCAACUGGCCAAAGAAUGGAGUUCGUAAAUGGAAGGCAAUGGAUCGUCAACAAGAAUCUGAUACAAUACCAUUGCAAUCUUCACAGUUAACUAGGGGCAUAGAUGCAUGCUAUGAGAAAAGUAAGAGUUGCCUAGAUAGUUAUAAUGAAUGUUAUGACAAGCAAAUUUAUGGCUGGUAUGGAGCUAUGCAGCGCCAACUUCAACGGUCCCAGUAUCAAAUGCAAUAUAGUCGGCCUGUCCAAGCAGCCUUGUCAGUUGUUUUUCUCUUUUGCUUAAUUGUCUUAAUUGUGCUCCGUGCAAUUUAAGGUGCUGUUCAUCCUACAAAUUACAGCCUGGGGCAAUAAAUGGCUCGGAGGGCAUCACAGUGGUGAUAUGCGGAAAGAUGUUUUUGAGAGAACAAGAGCUUUUCAUUAUUAUCAAGUGACUGGUUCAGUAUAGGUAUGUGUUCUCCUGUUAUGCAGUAGCCAGUAUUAUUUCUGUAAAUAAACCCCUUGCUCACCCAUUUUUUCCCCUUCCUGACCACCAUUUCGCUCUUCCUCCUAAACUUUUGAUUAUGUUGUCUGAUUGUAAGAGCCAAGAGAUGGCGGAGAAAGUUGGCCAGGAACAUUUCUCAAGUGCCAUCUGAUCCUGUAAUACAUCUUUUUUUUUCAAAGCCA